Pelmatolapia mariae (spotted tilapia) is the source of this 522-nucleotide messenger RNA. Its product is annotated as transmembrane protein 238-like. Bases 1 to 522 code for a protein of 173 amino acids. The transcript has a single exon. NCBI's taxonomy places the organism in Eukaryota, Metazoa, Chordata, Actinopteri, Cichliformes, Cichlidae. The record is from RefSeq and is a predicted model, not a curated record.
AUGGAGCCGGCCUAUCGGGGUCUGGGUCGCUGUGUGUGCUGCUUCUGGCUCGCGGUGGUGUUUGACAUUGUGGGACUGGCCGUGCUCCUCCUCGGCGUGUUUGUCAACGUGUUUUUCUACGACCUGCUCAUCUACGCGGGCGCCAUCGUCAUCUUCCUCAGCCUCAUCUGGUGGGUGUUCUGGUAUUCUGGGAACAUCGAAGUGCCCCCGUCAGAGCUGGAGGAUGAUGUGGGGUUACUGAAAAAGAACAAGGGCGUACUUGGGGGCAUCAGCGGCGCCGUGAGGCGCCUCUCCAGCCGCGUGUCCACCGGCAUCCGAAACUCGUUCCGCAGGAACGGAGAACCGUCCGCUACCCGUACGGCCCGCAUGCCCAGGUCAGCCUCGGGGCCACCUGUGUCAGCGCCGGAGCGGGUGACCGUAGCCAUGGCAACGAUGGGCAAUACCACACAGGCUGCUACCUCCUCAAUAGCAGACUGUGGCGUAGAGAUGCCCCACACCGCUACAGAGACAUCACCUGCAUAA